This is a messenger RNA of Hypoxylon fragiforme, 897 nucleotides long. Its product is annotated as RNA recognition domain-containing protein. The transcript is spliced from 5 exons. The record is from RefSeq and is a predicted model, not a curated record. Lineage: Eukaryota; Fungi; Ascomycota; Sordariomycetes; Xylariales; Hypoxylaceae. Bases 169 to 702 code for a protein of 177 amino acids. Gene Ontology annotation, molecular function: RNA binding.
UCUUUCCAAAUCCGUCCUUUAUCUUGUAUAUCUCUUCGUCAAUAUACAGCAAUAGCAACAACAACAACAACAGCCUUAAGACAUUCAUCCAACAUCUUAUAUACAUGGGUCGGUUAUUAACAUCCAUUCAUGCAGAUUUACCUAGACUAAAGCAAUCAUUUGAUAACCAUGUCUAAACUUUUUAUCGGCGGGCUUGCAUGGCACACGGAAGACGCAACCCUGAGACAGAAAUUUGAAGAGUAUGGCCCCGUAGAGGAAGCGGUUGUCGUAAAAGAUCGUGACACCGGCCGUAGCCGAGGAUUUGGAUUUGUACGAUACGUCAAUGAGGCCGAUGCCCAAAAAGCCAUUGCUGGCAUGAACAACAUUGAAUUCGAUGGACGGUCCAUCCGUGUCGACAGGGCUUCUGAUACCGGGCCCCGAGGUGGCGGCGGCGGUGGUGGACGGGGUGGCGGAUAUGCGGCAAGGGGGAAUUACCCACAACCUCAAAUGCCAUACGCUGCCGGCCAGCCCGUUCCGUAUGGGAUGCCUAAUGCCGUGAUGUACGCUCCGGCUUACGGACGCGGGGGUUACCAGGUGCAAGCCUACGGAACACCCCCACCUCAAGGUUAUGCACCCUACGGAUACGCAGACCCACAGCAGCAGGCUCAACAACACCAAGGCCAACACCCGCAGCAACAGCCCCCGCAACAGCCACCAUACUAAAAGGCUAGUAUAUGGGACAUGUGCAGCAUAAGCAAAGUAAAAUCUAAGGGGGAUGCUACUUUGGAUUAAAUGGGAAAGGGGUUAUGCGUUAUAUCAUAUCCAAUCCUCCACCACUUCACGUCACUUCCACAUCUAGGGCGAUAGCCUAGCCUUCUUAUCUCUUUUGUAUGUAACCCUUCUGGCUCCCAAAGACCA